Mus caroli (Ryukyu mouse) is the source of this 4727-nucleotide messenger RNA. RefSeq names its product integrator complex subunit 6 (gene Ints6). Gene Ontology annotation, cellular component: integrator complex. NCBI's taxonomy places the organism in Eukaryota, Metazoa, Chordata, Mammalia, Rodentia, Muridae. The record is from RefSeq and is a predicted model, not a curated record. Gene Ontology annotation, biological process: snRNA 3'-end processing.
GGGGCGGAGCCUACGUAGCCCCUGCCCGAGUUAAAACCGGAGUGUGAGAGAGAAAAGCGCUUCAGUAGCGAGAGGGGCUGAGAAAGUGGUGACACCGCUGGGGUGCGGAGGGAGUCUCUCAAACUUCUCUCAACAGCCCCAGGGCCAAUCUCCCCUCAGCCCACUCCCCUCUUCGCCAGAUCCCUGGUCCCCACUCCCUGCACUGGGGGUGGGGUGGGGAACUGGGCCCGUCUCCCGCGGGGACACACACAGGGUCCGGGAGUGGGGACGGGACCCCCAGGCCGGGGGGGACGGACGGACAGACUGCCGCGCGGCCGCCCCAGCGGGCAGGCAGGCCGGAGGCGGGGGUACGGCCGGGAGGACCUGGGCUGGGGAGUUUCCUCUCAACUAUCGGGGGAGAAACUCCCCAUAGCUGGUGUUUUCCUCCCGGGGGCCGCGUUCCCCGCCCCGCGUAUCGGCGGUUGCCGCCGCCGCCGCCGCCGCCGGUGCCUCCACCUCUGCCAUCUCUUCACCACCUCGGGCCCCGGUGUCCCCGGCCAGCACUAUGCCCAUCUUACUGUUCCUGAUAGACACGUCUGCCUCUAUGAACCAGCGCAGCCAUCUGGGCACCACCUACCUGGACACGGCCAAAGGCGCGGUAGAGACCUUCAUGAAGCUCCGUGCCCGGGACCCUGCCAGCAGAGGAGACAGGUAUAUGCUGGUCACUUUCGAAGAGCCGCCCUAUGCUAUCAAGGCUGGAUGGAAAGAAAACCAUGCAACGUUUAUGAAUGAACUGAAAAACCUUCAGGCAGAAGGACUUACGACUCUUGGCCAAUCCCUAAGGACAGCUUUUGAUUUGUUAAAUUUAAAUAGAUUAGUAACUGGCAUAGACAACUAUGGGCAGGGAAGAAACCCCUUUUUCUUGGAGCCAGCAAUAAUAAUUACAAUCACUGAUGGGAGCAAGUUGACUACUACUAGUGGUGUCCAGGAUGAGCUUCAUUUACCUCUUAAUUCGCCGUUGCCUGGAAGUGAAUUGACCAAGGAACCUUUUCGUUGGGAUCAGAGACUAUUUGCUUUAGUACUGCGGUUGCCUGGCACUAUGUCAGUGGAAUCAGAACAGUUGACAGGUGUGCCUUUGGAUGAUUCUGCUAUCACACCAAUGUGUGAAGUGACAGGAGGCCGGUCAUACUCUGUAUGUUCUCCAAGAAUGCUUAAUCAGUGUCUGGAAUCCUUGGUGCAGAAAGUACAAAGUGGGGUGGUAAUAAACUUUGAAAAGGCAGGACCAGAUCCUCCCCCUGCUGAAGCAGAGGGGCAGCCAGAUAUAUCAAGACCUUUUGGAUCUCAGCCUUGGCAUAGCUGUCACAAGCUCAUAUAUGUCAGACCAAAUCCUAAAACUGGGGUUCCUAUAGGCCAUUGGCCUGUUCCAGAGUCUUUUUGGCCAGAUCAGAAUUCUCCAACACUACCACCUCGUACAUCUCAUCCUGUAGUGAAGUUUUCCUGUACAGACUGUGAGCCAAUGGUUAUUGACAAAUUGCCUUUUGACAAAUAUGAGUUGGAACCUUCACCACUGACUCAGUUUAUUCUAGAAAGGAAAUCUCCUCAAACAUGUUGGCAGGUAUAUGUGAGCAAUAGUGCAAAGUAUAAUGAACUUGGCCAUCCCUUUGGUUACUUGAAAGCUAGUACAGCACUGACCUGUGUCAACUUAUUUGUGAUGCCUUACAAUUACCCAGUCCUCCUUCCUCUCUUAGAUGACUUGUUCAAAGUGCACAAAGCAAAACCGACUCUGAAAUGGAGACAGUCAUUUGAAAGUUAUUUGAAGACAAUGCCUCCCUACUAUCUUGGGCCCCUGAAGAAAGCUGUUAGAAUGAUGGGUGCACCUAAUCUGAUAGCAGACAGUAUGGAGUAUGGACUCAGUUACAGUGUCAUUUCAUACCUCAAAAAAUUGAGUCAGCAGGCCAAAAUUGAAUCUGAUAGAGUCAUCGGAUCCGUAGGCAAAAAAGUAGUACAGGAAACUGGAAUUAAAGUCCGAAGCCGGUCACAUGGGCUGUCAAUGGCGCAUAGGAAAGGUUUUCAAGUGCUGCAGGGUAUUUCGGAGGAUGUCCCCCACAGGCUGCUAGACCUUAAUAUGAAGGAGUACACUGGGUUCCAGGUUGCUUUACUAAAUAAGGAUUUGAAGCCUCAGACCUUUAGAAAUGCUUAUGAUAUACCAAGACGUAAUCUUCUGGAUCAUUUAACAAGAAUGAGAUCGAACCUUUUAAAGAGCACCCGCAAAUUUCUUAAAGGCCAGGAUGAAGAUCAAGUGCACAGUGUACCUAUAGCACAAAUGGGGAAUUACCAGGAAUACCUCAAGCAAGUACCUUCGCCAUUGAGAGAACUUGAUCCUGAUCAGCCUCGAAGGUUGCAUACAUUUGGCAAUCCCUUUAAACUGGAUAAAAAGGGUAUGAUGAUAGAUGAAGCAGAUGAAUUUGUGGCUGGACCUCAGAAUAAACACAAGCGGCCUGGAGAGCCAAGCAUGCAAGGGAUCCCAAAAAGACGCCGGUGUGCCUCUCCACUCUUGAGAGGCCGAAGGCAGAGCCCUGCUGUGAACAGUCACAUCGGAGGGAAAGGACCACCUGCACCCAUGACGCAAGCACAGCCAGGUCUUAUUAAACCCCUUCCUCUGCAUAAAGAAGCCACUAGUGAUUCAAUAGUAGAUGAUGUGGUUGAAAAUCAUGUUGCUGACCAACUUUCAUCAGACAUGACACCAAAUGCUAUGGAUACUGAAUUUUUAACAUCUCCCCCUAAUCUUUUGGAACCAUCAACCAAUCAUACAGAGGCCCUUGGUCAUGAACAUUUAGGAAACAAUGACCUCACUGUUGGUGGGUUUUUAGAAAAUCAUGAGGAGCCAAGAAAUAAAGAACAAAGUGCCGAAGAGAAUAUACCAGCAUCUUCACUCAACAAAGGAAAGAAAUUGAUGCAUUGUAGAAGCCAUGAAGAGGUCAACACUGAACUAAAAGCACAAAUAAUGAAAGAGAUCAGAAAGCCAGGAAGAAAAUAUGAAAGAAUCUUCACUUUAUUGAAGCAUGUGCAAGGCAGUUUACAAACAAGGCUAAUAUUUUUACAAAAUGUCAUUAAGGAAGCAUCCAGGUUUAAGAAACGAAUGCUAAUAGAACAACUGGAGAACUUCUUGGAUGAAAUUCAUCGAAGAGCCAAUCAGAUCAACCAUAUUAAUAGCAAUUAAAAGAAAAUAGAAUGAGGCCACUUAUUUCAUUGUCUUCUCCAAAUACAAAGUAAAUACAAGACUGUUGUAAUCUUGUAUUCAUUCUUUGACAUGCAUUGUUGGCUAUUUGAGAUACUAAAAACAUUCUACAGUUCCUUUCCAUCAUUUUACAGUGCCCUUUUCAUUUUAGUUUACUUUUGUAAAGUGAAAAGUAUCACGAAAUUUUUUUUCUUUCUUCCCUUUUUUCUUUUUCUUUCUCUUUUUUUUUUUAACUAACUAAAACUAUUCUUCAAAUCCUCUGCUUGUCAUUGGCUCUUGCGUGUCAGUUUCCCUCAGGUUAUAUUUUCUUAAACCAACCUUUAAAAUUGUCAGCUCUGUUAAGGUUGAACUUUGCCAAAAAAAAAAAAAAGAAAAGAAAAAAAUUAAAAACAAGUUACUUUGUAAUUUUUGGGGAAAAAAGCACAUACAUUAAAAACUAGGUAAUGUUUUGUAUAUACAGUUAUUUUGGAUAUAUUAUUGUAAGUUGUACAAAUGUAUUUUGAAGAAUAUUUAAGAAAAGCACUUUUGUUAUUCCAUCAAUAAAUGCUCUAUUUUACUCUUGUGUGGUUUAGGAAAUAAUCACAUUUAAAGUAACUACUUAAAAACAUUCUAAAACAAUGGAAUUUUAAAGGCCUUGCUUUUUAGCAUUAAAAAAUACACAACUUAAUAUUUGUUAAACUAAUGUAAUUAUAUGUUACAUAGCCUGCAUUGUCUUUUUAACUAUUAUAUGUUCUUAGUUUUGUUGGCCAUGCCAAUAUACUCCACUCUUGCCUGGAUAAUGGUAAUACCUAGGUCUGUGGCAGAUAGGCAGAUGGGCAGUUUUUUAAAAACAGUUUUAAAAGUAGAUGAGUUGGGGCAUUAUUGGCUUCUUAACACCUUUCAACCUUUCUUACAGGAUUUAGAUGGCACUCAAGUCUAGCUGUUAGUUAAGGUGUGAUAGCUUUAGGGUAUAUCAUAUUUGGAAAAGGCUAGUAUGCCGGCAUUUGGUCCCCACCCCCCCCAUGCUUACGUGAGUUUAUAAUAUGAUGAUUCUGAGUGGAUCUCUUGGUUCUGCUCCCUGAUUCUCAUACUUACUCAGAAUCUAACUGGAGAGGAAACAGACGGCUGUAUUCAUUUCUUUCCCCCUUAUUUGCACAGGAUGAGGAGAUCUGGCACUUCCAUUUUCCAUCCUUACAGGGCUGCACAUCUUUACUAAGGAUGUGACCCUGUGUCCUGACUCAUGCACAUAUUCAUAGAUCACUGCUGUGCCUUUUAGUGGUUUGGAGGGAACCAGUAGAAAAGGUUAGAGUUUUUAGAUUUGGAAUAACCAAGGUGAAAAAAAAACCUUUAAAUUAUUUUUUUAAUUGAAUUAUUUUUAGAUUAAUAAUAUUUGGAAAUCACAUACUCUUAAAUUGUAAAUAUUUAUGAAGGAAAGCAUACAUAGAGAAAACAUUCUUGAGGUCUGCUAUUUUAGUCAAGGGGAUUUGAAACUCUUCCAAUACUGAAGAUAAAUCCUGUAAAGAAAAAGAAA